Eleginops maclovinus (Patagonian blennie) is the source of this 2657-nucleotide messenger RNA. RefSeq names its product coagulation factor VII-like. The transcript has 8 exons. Gene Ontology annotation, cellular component: extracellular region. The record is from RefSeq and is a predicted model, not a curated record. Lineage: Eukaryota; Metazoa; Chordata; Actinopteri; Perciformes; Eleginopidae. Bases 302 to 2038 code for a protein of 578 amino acids. Gene Ontology annotation, molecular function: calcium ion binding; serine-type endopeptidase activity. Gene Ontology annotation, biological process: proteolysis.
ACAGACUGCAGCGUUCAGAGGGCGAUGCUGAGGACAGUCCAGAGUCCACUGCAGGAAACCACGUUUACAGAGAGACGUUUAGCGCUUUCCAGCAACAUGGCCGGCCUGUGGAGGGGAAAACUGAUCCUUUAAAUCUAAAUAAAAUGUGUAAAGUUGAGCCCGUAAUCUAAGACGAAGCUUUCCUAAAUUGGUACAUUUGUGAAUGGAGUUUAGUUGGGUUUUAUAAUGAGACUCCUGACAGAAAACAGUGUGUGACGUCAGAGUGCAAACAUGAGUGUGUGUUCGCAGCAGACCCAGUGUCAUGGCGGUCAGCAUCAUGUCGGCUCGCUGUGCGGCUUUUCUUCUGGCGCUAACCGCUUGCUUCCUUCAGGUUCUCAUCCAAGGACAAGUGUUUCGGGCCCCUCAGGACGUGUUUCGGGCCCCUCAGGAUGUGUUCCUGCGCUCGCGGCGUGCUAACAGGUUCCUGGUGGAAGAGAUCCUGCAGGGGGACCUGGAGCGGGAAUGCUACGAGGAGCUGUGCAACUACGAGGAGGCGCGGGAACACUUCGAGGACACGCCCACUACGAUCGCCUUCUGGACCGUUUACAACGAUGGGGACCAGUGCGACCCGGACCCCUGCCUCCACGGAGGAAACUGCACCGACCGGGUGGGGGGGUUCCUGUGCCUCUGCCCCCCCCCUCACCACGGCCUCACAUGUGAGCUGGGGGCCCCCAGAUGCCCGCCCACUGCACCACUGGUCACCUCCCCAGAGAUCUCAGAGUGUCCGACCGGCGGCCCGGCGGCGUGCGACCAGCUGUGCACGGCGUCCGUCGGCUCGUUCGUGUGCUCCUGCGUGACGGGCUUUAGACUUCAGGCGGACGGGCGGAGCUGCCGGGCUGAAGCGGAGUUCCCCUGCGGACGGAUUCCUGGCGAGCUCAACACCACGGCUCCGAUGUGUCGCCACGGAAACUGUCCCUGGCAGGCAUCCCUGUUGGACAGCAGAGGGGCUGCGCUGUGUGGCUGCGCUGUGAUUGGUCCUCGCUCCGUGCUAACCCCGGCCCGCUGCCUCCUCACGGCCGCAGCUCGGCCCCCCCGACCCUCAGACUUCACCGUGGCUGCUGGCAAUAAGGAGCUGGUCGCCGUGCGGGCGCUCUACAUCCAUGGCCGCUUCCGUGAGCAUCACCGUGACGACGACCUCGCCCUGCUGGAGUUGACGAGCCCCUUGAACUUUGGCCCCGAUCUCACCCACCUUUGCCUCCCCCCCGCUAAGGACUUCAGUGAGAACAUCCUGAUGCAUUCUGGGAGGAAGGGUGUCGCCGGGGCCAAGAGACUCGUCUACAAGACGCUGGACGAGUGUCGGCGGAGCGUGAACGUCUCCCACCCGCUCAGCAACAAGAUGUUCUGCAUGGGGGGGCAGGACGGAGCGGGGGGGGGGCAAAAUCAGGCGGACGGCAGGCAAAAAGGGAGGCAGGAUGGAGCUGGGGGGAGGCAGGAAGGAUUUGGGGGGAGACAGGAUGGAGCUGGGGGGAGGCAGGAUGGAGCGAGGGGGAGGCAGGAAGGAGCUGGGGGGAGACAGGAUGGAGCUGGGGGGAGGCAGGAUGGAGCGAGGGGGAGGCAGGAUGGAGCGAGGGGGAGGCUAAAUCAGGGGGAGGGGAGGCAAAAUAGACCUAAACGAGCCCAGCGGAGCCUUAAUGAACAUUUAGGGAGUCACAGCGGGGGGGAGGGGGGGCGAGAUGGUCCUGAUCGAGACCAUGAGGGCCAAAACUGGCAUCUAAGAAACCCAAACAGCACCUUCAGGAGCCUGGAUGAAGCCUUCGGGAAUCAGAAUGGAGCCCGGUGGUGUGGGGGCUUGUUGCCGGGGACGCCGGUUGCCACGGUGGAGCGCGGGACCGCGUUCCUCACCGGGCUGCUGAUGACAUCAUCAUGUGGGGGGGGCGACGGCAGGGGGGGAUUGGUGUUCACCAAACUGUCCCGGUACCUGAGCUGGAUCCGGCCACGGCUGAAGUCCAUUGAGGGUCAAAUUACCUCACAGGUCCAGCUGUACCCCGAGCAGCGCUGAAGGACUUCAUGAAGGACUUCCUGAAGGACUUCAUGAAGGACUUCCCGAAGGACUUCCCGAAGGACUUCAUGAAGGACUUCCCGAAGGACUUCCCGAAGGACUUCCCGAAGGACUUCCCGAAGGACUUCCUGAAGGACUUCCUGAAGGACACUCUUAUUUGAAAUAUUGUGAUGUUCUUCUCAAAGAACCACGUCUGUCCUCACCUUUAGAGACUGUAACUGUUUGGAUAAAUUUCUGUUUCACAGAUUAUAAAGACUCCAGUACCCACAAUGCACCAGCCCAGCCUGAGUGUUAGUCAGGUUAAUAAAGAGGGGAGGAACGCGGUGUACAAGCUUCAGAUUUUAUUCAACAUCAAACACUUUCCGGUACAAAAUCAAGAAUGUUUGAGUAGAAGGGAUUGUGGGUAACGUAGUCUAUGAGACGGAGGACAGAGCAGGGAAUGGGUUCUGUUUACUGACCACGAGCUUCUGGUGCUGGUGGGAGAUGUAGCCUUUGAUGUGACCCUGAGGAAACCACAGAAGAAGGCUUACUGUUAGCGGCCCCCGCUGCAGUAAAACGCCUCACUAAAAACACUUGGUUUUAUUGUGAAACUGUUUGAUUAAAAAAGUGUCUGAUUCAA